Messenger RNA from Exophiala bonariae, 1128 nucleotides. Its product is annotated as actin. The transcript is spliced from 5 exons. NCBI's taxonomy places the organism in Eukaryota, Fungi, Ascomycota, Eurotiomycetes, Chaetothyriales, Herpotrichiellaceae. The coding region runs from base 1 to 1128 and encodes 375 amino acids. The record is from RefSeq and is a predicted model, not a curated record.
AUGGAAGAAGAAGUUGCCGCUCUCGUCAUUGACAAUGGCUCUGGUAUGUGCAAAGCUGGCUUUGCUGGUGAUGAUGCGCCACGAGCAGUUUUCCCAUCCAUUGUCGGCCGACCUCGCCACCAUGGUAUCAUGAUUGGUAUGGGCCAAAAAGACUCAUAUGUCGGUGAUGAGGCUCAGUCCAAGCGUGGUAUCUUGACCCUCAGAUACCCCAUCGAGCACGGUGUGGUCACCAACUGGGAUGACAUGGAAAAGAUCUGGCAUCAUACCUUCUACAACGAACUCCGUGUCGCACCAGAAGAACACCCAGUUCUCCUGACUGAGGCCCCCAUCAACCCCAAGUCCAACAGAGAGAAGAUGACACAGAUUGUCUUCGAGACAUUCAACGCACCCGCUUUCUACGUCUCCAUCCAAGCUGUGCUCUCACUCUACGCCUCUGGUCGUACCACUGGUAUCGUGCUUGACUCCGGUGAUGGUGUCACUCACGUUGUCCCCAUCUACGAAGGUUUCUCGCUCCCUCAUGCCAUCUCUCGUGUCGACAUGGCUGGUCGUGAUUUGACCGACUACCUAAUGAAGAUCUUGGCUGAGCGCGGCUACCCCUUCUCCACCACUGCCGAACGAGAAAUUGUCCGAGACAUCAAGGAGAAACUCUGCUACGUCGCUCUCGAUUUCGAACAGGAGAUCCAGACCGCCGCCCAGAGCUCCAGCUUGGAGAAGUCCUACGAACUUCCUGACGGACAGGUCAUCGCUAUUGGCAACGAGCGUUUCCGUGCUCCUGAAGCUCUUUUCCAACCCAGCGUGCUCGGUCUCGAAUCCGGCGGUAUCCAUGUCACAACCUUCAACUCCAUCAUGAAGUGUGAUGUUGAUGUGCGAAAGGAUUUGUAUGGCAACAUUGUCAUGUCCGGCGGUACCACCAUGUACCCAGGUAUUUCCGACCGCAUGCAGAAGGAAAUUACUGCUCUUGCACCUUCAUCCAUGAAGGUCAAGAUUAUUGCACCCCCCGAGCGAAAGUACUCCGUCUGGAUCGGUGGUUCCAUCUUGGCAUCCCUCUCGACCUUCCAGCAGAUGUGGAUCUCCAAGCAAGAAUACGAUGAGAGCGGUCCUUCCAUCGUCCAUCGCAAGUGCUUCUAA